CAUUGAUAAUACUUCGGCGCGUGACGACACAAUGAGAUUGCAGGAGAGUAUAAAAGAUCGGAGGCGUCCCAAAAUUCCAUUCACAUUAGCAAGACUAAUCGAAACAUCAGCAUCAUGAAGUUCUUGAUCCUUUUCGUUGCACUCUUCGCCAUGGCCGCUGCCGUGCCUCAGAGGGGAGGAGGAUUCGGAGGUGGAUUUGGCGACCAACAGCAGCAACAGCAGCAGGGAGGAUACGGAGGUGGAUUCGGAGGUGGAUUUGGCGACCAACAGCAGCAACAGCAGCAGGGAGGAUUCGGAGGUGGAUUCGGAGGUGGAUUUGGCGACCAACAGCAGCAACAGCAGCAGGGAGGAGGAUUCGACUGGUAAAGACCAACUAAGAUCCCUAGCAACACAUUAACGCAAAUACAUCAAUAAAAACAUGACACUUUAAUAAUACAAAA
Molecule: messenger RNA, 440 nt
Organism: Drosophila santomea
Lineage: Eukaryota; Metazoa; Arthropoda; Insecta; Diptera; Drosophilidae
Product: heterogeneous nuclear ribonucleoprotein A1
Exons: 3
Coding region: 115-366 (83 amino acids)
Source: RefSeq, a predicted model, not a curated record